AGCCGGCCCCGGGUUUGGGAUCGGCCCCGGGCUCGGGAUGGCGGGGCCGGGGCUGGAGCGGUACCGGCUGGCGCUGCUGGCGGCGCGGGAGGACGUGGGGAACCCCCGGGCUGGGACCGACUGGGCCGUCUUCGGCUAUGAGAAGCACCACGACCUCAAGCUCCUGGAUUCCGGAGCCGGGGGGCCGGAUGAGCUCGCUGGAAAAUUCUCCGCCGGCAGCGUCAUGUACGGGCUGUGCCGGGUCCCCGAUCCCGGCGCUGGCGCCCCCCGGAUCGUCCUCAUCAGCUGGGUCGGGGAGAAGGUGCCGGAAUCGCAGCGGGCGGAGCGUGCCGGGCACCUGCCGGCCAUCCGGAGCUUCUUCAGGGAGGCCACGGCCCUGGUCAGCGCCCGCCGUCCUGAGGAUGUGACGCUGGAGGGGCUGCGCCGGGCGCUGGCACAGCUGGAGCCCCCCGGCCCCCGACCCCCCAGGAGGGGAACCCUCCCCGACAUCCCGGAGCUGGUGGGAACCAACUACCGCAAGACCAACCCGGCGCUGGAGAUCCAGCGCACCCAGCGCCAUUCCUUCUGGGAACAGGCCGAGCGGGAGGAGCAGCAGCGGAAGGAGGAGGAGCGGCGGCGGGAGCGGGAGCAGCGGCGGCGCUGGGAGCGGGAGCGCUUGGAGGAGGAGCGGCGCGGGGCCGCGGAGCGGGAGCGGCGGCUGCAGGAGCGGGAGCGGCUCAUCGAGGAGCGGCGGCAGGAGCAGGCACGGCUGGACGCGGAGGAGCGGAGGAAGGAGCAGGAGCGAUGGGAGCAGCAGCAGCGGGAACACGAGGCGGCCGAGCGGGAGCGCAGGGGGAGCAGAGGGGGCAGCGGGACGGCGGCCGAAGCCGCCAUCCUCGUCUCGCAGCGCACUCAGAACCCCCGGGAAUUCUUCCGGCAGCGGGAGCGCUCCGGGUCCACGUCCGGCCCCGCCGUGCCCGGCGGCCCCCCCGGUGCCCGCCGGCCGUUCCUGCGGUACCAGCGCAGCCUGACGGAAUCCGCCUUCAUCUUCCGCCGGCCGGAGCCCCCCAGGCCCCCCCCGCCCGGCGCCUCCCGCGGGGCACCGCCCCCCAGCCCGGGCCGACCCCCGCCUCCCCUGCCCCCCAGCCCCGCGGGGACAGGGACUCCGCCGUGUGCCACCCUGGGGACCCCCCCGAGCCCAGCCCAAGCAGGGUCCCCCCGUGCCACCAGUCCUGUAGGGACAGGGACCCCACCAUGUGCCACCACCGGGACCCCCAUCAGCCCCACGGGGAGUGGGACCCCUCCCUCUGCCACUCUGGGGACCCCCCCGAGCCCAGCCCGAGCAGGGUCCCCCCAUGCCACCAGUCCUGUGGGGACAGGGACCCCCCAACGUGCCACCACCGGGACCCCCACCAGCCCCACGGGGAGUGGGACUCCUCCCUCUGUCACCCCAAGGAGCCCCUCAAGCCCUGUGGUGAUGGGGACCCCCAAAAGUGGCACCACUGGGACCCCUCCCAGCCCCAUGGGGACAGGGACCCCUCACUCUAUCACCCCGGGGACCCCCAGUUCUGCCACCACCAUGUCGGGGUCCCCACCUGCCACAUCUGGGCCCCCCUUCAGCCCCCCCAGGAUGGAGGCCCCCCCUGCCCCCCCUGGGUCGGGGUACCCUGACAGCAUUUAUGGGGUAGAGCCCUUGCUCCUCCCCAGUACUCCUGGUUUGGGGUCGCCCCCCAGACCCCCCCGGGAUGAGGAGGGCCCCCCUCCGGACACUCCCCCCCCUCCCCAGCCCCCCUGGCACCCCCCGGGAUGAGGAGGGGCCCCCUCCGGA
Molecule: messenger RNA, 1807 nt
Organism: Chiroxiphia lanceolata (lance-tailed manakin)
Lineage: Eukaryota; Metazoa; Chordata; Aves; Passeriformes; Pipridae
Product: drebrin-like
Biological process (GO): positive regulation of dendritic spine morphogenesis; neuron projection morphogenesis; positive regulation of axon extension
Cellular component (GO): postsynaptic membrane; site of polarized growth; cortical actin cytoskeleton
Molecular function (GO): actin filament binding
Source: RefSeq, a predicted model, not a curated record